CUUCGGAGUAACCGUCACUGUAUUGAACUCCGAGAAUACUGAACUGCUCAAACUGCAACUCCCUCCCUCGAAACACCCUUCCUCCACCCACGGUUCCUUCCUCCACCCACGGUAGCUCCUCGUUAAUGAAAGGAAAGAACAAUAUCGAUUGAAGUUGGGAAGACUGUAUUCAUCUAUCAGCAUUGCUGUGUACAAGAUGGAAUUCAAAACUUCCAAGUACGAUUUUGAGGAAGGGAAUGUUAUGGGAGAACCAGUGAGCCCCAGCAGCCAAUCUCUGAGCACCUCUGUAAUGACUCUGGGUAUAAAUAUUAUUUUGGAGUUUGAACAACCCAUUCCAGAUAUUGAUUGUACCUUGACAAGGCUUGCAGAUGCACUCUUGCCCAAGAACCCACUUUUCUCCUGUAUUCUGGAAGAGAAUGAGAAGGGAGCAAUGAUGUGGAAGAAAACAAAAGUGAAGGUGGAUGAUCAUAUAUUUAUUCCAAAGUUUCCACUUGGACUAGAGUGCUAUGAUUCAUUGGUGAAUGAUUAUGUUUGCAACUUACAUCUAAGACCCUUCAAUUACUCCAUUCCUCUGUGGGAAUUCCAUUUACUUACCUACAAAACAAGUCAAGCAGAAGCCACCUGGAUAAUUAGAGUUCACCAUGCAGUUGGAGAUGGCAUUUCUUUGAUGUCUACAUUAUUUUCCUUUGUGACCAGAGCUGACAACCCUACUCUAUCCCCCACAUUUCCUCAACCUAGAAAGCUUAAUGUCCUUAUGGAAAAGAAAUUACAAGGUACCCAAAACUGGUUUAUUUUGAAACAUUUUCAAAUGCUUUGGUGUAUGGUGUUGGUGUUGUGGUACACAAUGCUUGAUGUUAUACAUUGCUUAUUGAGAGUGAUGGGAUGGAUGGAAGAUAGUAAGCUACCAAUGAGAGGACCUCCUGGAGUGGAAUUUUUACCCAUAUCUGUUUCUCAUAUUGAUUUCUCCUUGCGGGAUUUGAAGCAAAUAAGAAAUAGAAUUGGAGGGACAGUGAAUGAUGUGAUGUGUGGAAUAAUUUUCUCUGGAUUUCAACGCUAUGUGCAAAUUUCUCUUUCCACUGGCGAAGAACAAAGUUUAGAAGAUGCACAUGAAAAGAGAUCAAUUCCAAAUGAUACUAAAAAGAUGAAUGAUAAAAGAGCUACUGCACUUACAAUGAUCAAUACAAGAAUACUUACCGGUCUAGAGAAUUUAGAAGAGAUGAUGAAAUCAAAUACUCAAGUUCGUUGGGGAAAUCACUAUGCAAUGUUGCAAGUGCCAAUACCUCUAAAAAAUAUGGAGAAUCCUUUAGAGUUUAUUAAAAUGGCAAAGUGUACAAUCGAUAGACAGAAAAUGUCAUUUGGAGUAUUUGCUACUACCAAAAUAUUGGGCUAUCUAGGGAGAUUUAGAGGAGCCAAGGCACUUGCAAAAUGUGCAUACAAGACUAUUGCAAGCUCAACAAUGAUAAUAUCUAAUAUGAUUGGUCCUAAGGAAAAGAUAGCAAUUGAUGGAAAUAUAGUAAAACGCUUUUCCUUCUAUGUAUCGGGAGGACCAAUAACACUUGCGACGUUCAUUAUAAGCUACAUGGACACAAUUACUGUACAAGUGUUGGCACAAAAAGAUUAUAUCAAUAUAGAUGUCUUAUUGAAUCUUUUUAGAGAAGCUUUUGAAGAAAUAAAUGAGGCCUCUAUUCAUGGUAUAUGACAUUGUAGUAUAGAAAUUCCCAAAUCAGCAUAUUAUUGAUGUAUAAAACAUUCUUCAUAAGACAUUUUCUAAUUACUCUAUAUUAAUAUUUAUAUGUUAUUUAUG
Cryptomeria japonica (Japanese cedar) is the source of this 1804-nucleotide messenger RNA. Its product is annotated as wax ester synthase/diacylglycerol acyltransferase 11. Bases 197 to 1699 code for a protein of 500 amino acids. NCBI's taxonomy places the organism in Eukaryota, Viridiplantae, Streptophyta, Pinopsida, Cupressales, Cupressaceae. Gene Ontology annotation, biological process: triglyceride biosynthetic process. The transcript has 8 exons. The record is from RefSeq and is a predicted model, not a curated record. Gene Ontology annotation, cellular component: plasma membrane. Gene Ontology annotation, molecular function: diacylglycerol O-acyltransferase activity; long-chain-alcohol O-fatty-acyltransferase activity.